AUGGCCGCUGAACAGGCCAACGGUGGAGAGAAGCCCGCGGUGCUCAUAAUAGGCGGAUUGGGCUAUACUGGACGCCACCUGACAAAGUACAUUUACGACAACAAGCUCGCUUCCGAAAUACGCAUUGUCGACAAGCAUCUGCCAGAGCUUGCAUGGCUCGCCCCAGAAUUCAAGGAAGCAUGUUCAAGAGAGCGCUUCAUCCAGGCCGAUGCCGCGCAAGAGAAAUCCCUUCCGCGGAUAUUCGAUCGUGAAGGCGGCGCACAGUUUGACUAUGUCUUCAACUGCGGCGGCGAGACGCGCUUCUCCCAAGAGGAAAAGGUCUACGAACUCCGCUCCUACGGCCUCUCCAUGGCUCUCGGCCGAGAGGCUGCGAAACGCAAAGUCAAAGUCUUUGUCGAGCUGAGCACCGGCAUGGUUUACAAGCCCGAUAGCACACCCCGCAAAGAGACGGACAAGACGAAGCCGUGGUCCAAUCUGGCAAAAUGGAAGCUCAAGGCCGAGGAAGAUCUGGCCAAGAUUGACGGUCUGAACCUGAUGGUGCUGAGGUUUGCACAUGUCUACGGUCCUUAUACGAGCAAGUUUCUGAGCACAGCGUUAUGCAUGGCCCGCGUCUACCAGAGCAAGGGCAAGGAAAUGCGUUUCCUAUGGAAGGAGGACUUGCGCACAAACUUGGUACAUGUUGAAGAUUCUACACGGGCACUUUGGCACGGCGCGGAGUGGUAUGCCAAGGGUACUCCUGGUCGCCGGCCGGCACCUGUCUUCAACAUUGUGGAUCAUGGCAACACUGCACAAAAACAGACAGCCCAGAUCAUUGGCGAGAUAUUCAAGAUGGAGACGGGCUUCCACGGUACCCUCAUCUCCGCUUUUGCAAGACUCAACCUUGAUCACGUAGUCGACGACGUCAACGACGAGACUCUGGACCCAUGGGCGGAACUGCAGCAGAAGGCUGGCAUCAGCCAAUCUACACCACUUACCCCGUACAUGGAGAAGGAACUCAUUAAGGAUGCAGACCUCAGUAUGGACGGAAGCGCCUUUGAACGCGAGACGGGAUUCAAAUACAACAUUGAGAGGAUAACCAAGGAGAAAGUCGAAGAGGUCAUUGAGAGUUACAAGAGGAUGAACUGGUGGCCGUAAAAGACCCCCUUUAUCGACCACUUCAACCUCAACAUCUCGCAAACGGCCAUCAUCGCUUGCCACGACCAUUCUCACGACCC
This is a messenger RNA of Pyrenophora tritici-repentis Pt-1C-BFP, 1214 nucleotides long. RefSeq names its product NAD dependent epimerase-dehydratase family protein. NCBI's taxonomy places the organism in Eukaryota, Fungi, Ascomycota, Dothideomycetes, Pleosporales, Pleosporaceae. The record is from RefSeq and is a predicted model, not a curated record.